AUGAGCCAGCAGACCGACAGGACGUUCGAUUUCGGCGGCACGGCCGGCCAAGGCGGCCAGCAGCAACAAGCAGGUUACGCUGACCCCAGCCAGCAGGGUUACGGCCAAACCACCGGGGGAGGCAACCCCGGCGCGUUCGCACAGAUGGGCUCCGGCCAGGCGGACUACCAGUCCGGUUACCAGUCCGGUUACCAGACGGGUUACCAGGCCGGUUACGGGGCCGCAUAUGCCGGCGGAUAUACCGGCUCGGGAGACGCUGGCGCCGCGGGAGAUGACAUGGGCGACGACGCCCGUGGUGACGUCACCACGGUGUCGGGAGAGGAGGGCUCGGCCCCAGGGGAAAGGAGGGGAGAGCCCCGUGACGUAAAGGAGAUCCCGGUGAAGGAGGGGCCGCUAGACCCGGGGGCCGGAUAG
This is a messenger RNA of Klebsormidium nitens, 414 nucleotides long. The record is from the annotation of a GenBank genome assembly. Lineage: Eukaryota; Viridiplantae; Streptophyta; Klebsormidiophyceae; Klebsormidiales; Klebsormidiaceae.